GCGAUUACAAUUUGUAGGUCGUCUGAGGAUGCCCGUGCUGAGCCCGUUGGAAUUUCGUGAUUGUGUUGUGGAUAGUCCAAACUUUAGAAAAGCUUUGUCAGACCAUGAGGCUGACCUAAAAACGGCAAACAGGAAAGUUAAAAAUGUAUUGGUGAACACCAGAAGAGUUUUUGAAGCUAUGGAGAAUUUGAAUCAAGCCUUUCUCGAUUAUGCUGAAUCAUUGAAUGACUUUUCAGCUUAUGCACAUGAAUCCACGUGUAUUUCACAGACAACAGAAAAUGAACUGUGUGAAACUGAUGAUGAUAGAACAAUUAAAAAUGCGCUAUCUGUCUAUGCAACCAUCAUUAAAAAUGUUGAAGAAGCUAGACGGACAAUGAUUCAACCGAAUAAAGAGGUCGUUUUGAAUGAGCUUGCAGAGUUACGAUCUAUGUGGUUGGGAGGUCAAAAUACUAAUGCAAAAGUAUUUCAGAAAGAAACAAAGAAUUUCUGUCAAUAUCUUGAAAAGUAUACCUCAAUCAAAUCUAAAGAAUACACAGAAGAUAAUGAUGCAAAAAUGAUUCAAGAGCGUAAAAAUUAUAUCAGUAAAGCAUUUGAAUAUAUUUCGAAUAUAAAUGAAGCGCAUGAAUUGAAGAAAUCGAAAUUUGUUCAGACAAUAAGCUUGAUAAUGCGAAUGCUGUCAAAUUUCUAUCAUCAAGCAUUUGAACAAUUCAAAGAUUCAUCACAUCAAAUUAGUCAGAUACUACAAGCAGCACAACGUUCCAGUGAAAACUAUGAACAAAUCAGUGUAGAAACAAAAACGCUGACUGAAAAACUGCUCAACACACCUUGGGAACAGAUACAGUCAACUAAUUCAACGAAUACACGUGAAGGAUAUGUAUUUGUAGCUACAAAAAAAGCUGUUGUAACAGUUUGGACAAAAAAUUUCUGUACAUACAAUCGUAACAGUAAGAUAUUAAAACUUACCCCGUACACUCAAUAUCAAGAUGCAGAUAAUAACACUGAAACGUUGAAUGUGUUAUCGUGUAGACGACGGUCGAAUGAUUCAAUUGAUCGACGCUGGUGUUUCGAUAUUGAAGUACCUAAAAGAAGUAGUCCAAUCACCCUACAGGCACAGUGUUUAGAUGAUCUACACGAAUGGCUAUUGGUAAUGGAUGGAAAAGAACCGAUUUACGAUGAUAGAAGAGUUUGUGUUCAAGAACCAGAUGCAAUUGAUAUAAAUGAAAAAAGUUAUGAAUUUCUGCGUAAUCUUAUUCAAGCCAUUGAAAAAAAUGGUAUUCAGACUGAAGGGAUAUACAGGACGUGUGGAGUGAAGUCUAAAGUUUCUGGACUAAUUAAACAAGCUUUGUCUUCGACGGGUACAUCGAAGACAACUUUGUUAAAUUAUGAAUUAUGCGUUCUGACUGGUGCAUUGAAACAUUUCAUUCGACAGUUGGAAACACCAAUUAUGACAUUUCAAUUACACGAUUCAUUUAUGUCUGCAAUGAAACGUGAUCAUGCCUAUCGAUUAUCAGAACUUAGUGCAUUAUUGAAGCUGUUACCACCAGAAAAUCAAAGAAUUUUAGACUUACUCAUUGGACAUUUAUCAAGAGUUGCCUCGAACAGUCAUUUGAAUCAUAUGAAUCCAAGUAAUUUGGGCAUUGUGUUCGCACCAUCAUUAUUUCGUUCACGUGAAGAAUCUGUAGCAGCGAUUAUGUCGACGAAAUUUGCUUCCACCGCUGUCGAAUUGAUGAUUGUCAACUAUGCAAGUCUAUUUCCUAUUCACUCGUCUAAUAUAAUAGCACCGGUGCAUAAUUCAACUUCAUCAAUGACUACACCGAAUGGAACAUCUACUACUUCUACUACAUAUACUACUAACAACUAUUGUCCUGUGAGUAGUAGUAGUAGUGUGUUGACAACAACCAGUCAGUGUUGCAGUCAUGCAAUAGCGAAUGGUGAAAAUAUCAUAGAACCUGUUUAUACUACCCCAGUUAUUGGUAACGGUCAUUUACCCACGUAAAUCCUUCAGUUCAUUUGACCGUGACGCAAUCAUUUAAAAAACCGCCACCGCCUCCUCCACCAUCCACAAUAGCUCCAUUUUCAUCAUCUCACCAACAACAACAACAAAAACAAGCUUGUAUAAAUGUGACUCCUCGUAAAAUGUCAUUAUCAUCAUCAUCAAAACUUCCUUCAGUACUACAAAAAGCUUCCUCUACGCCUUCUGUUACUCCUACUCCUCCUACUACUACGACGACUGCUGCCACAGCUGCUGUUGCUGUUGUUCCCCCUUCUACUAAUACCACCUCUUCAUUAUCCUUUGAAAGUCACCCGCCAUCUUUAGGUGAAUAUUUUGAUAAAGAAAAUGAAACUGCUGAUGAUUCUUUGAGUUUGUUAGCUGAUGAAUUUAGUAGGUCAACUACAUCUUCUAUGAAUACUGAUUACUGACUCAUACACAAUUGGAGAGAGAGAGAUAUCAAUGGAGUGGAGUGGAAACAGGUUGCAAAAAGUUAAAAGCAAACCUUCUUUAUUGCAUCACAUCUCUUUAUUAUUAUUAUUGCUACUACUAAUUGGAGUACACUUUUUGUAUAAAGUACAAAAAAACCGAAUUGCUUAUUAUUACUACUGACAAUAUUGAUAGUAGUAUAAAUACAGCUGACAAAAGUUUCUUCCUCUAUGAGCAAUUCUACUAGUCAACCAGACUCGUUUUUUUAUUGAAAUCUCCUUGUUUGAGUUCUUUUUGUAAAUAAUAUACAUUGAUCUAGUGCACCAAGUCACGAGUGAUGAAGAUAGCCACUAGAAAUUUAUGAUAUCAUGUAUCCUAGCCUUAUUAUUAUUAUUACGUAAUCAGCCUUGUCGCAUACUGAUUUUAUCCCUGCUGUUGAACAAGUCUUCCAUAUAUCUUUACUAUUGUUUGUUAUUAUUCCUCAUUUGUUCAUUGAUUCAUUCAUUCAUUCACUCAGAAAGUGUUUCUACACUGUCUAACUGCUUUAUUGUGUAAACGUUUUGUUUUACCGCACUGUUUGUUCAAUUGUUCAAUUGUUGUAAGGCGUAUCAGUUUCGAAUCUAUUGGCCUUUAAUUUUUUAUUUUGUUUGAUGAUGUGUUCUACUGUAAAUAAAUAAAUAAAGAGAUGAAUGAAUCG
Trichobilharzia szidati is the source of this 3116-nucleotide messenger RNA. The record is from the annotation of a GenBank genome assembly. NCBI's taxonomy places the organism in Eukaryota, Metazoa, Platyhelminthes, Trematoda, Strigeidida, Schistosomatidae.